AUGGUUAUACAGGGGGACUAUGGGCUAGAGAGGAAACUGUCAUACCAUACUGGGCCUGAGCAGGAAGCAGCUGAAGAGGAACCAGGAUUCAAGCCCUCGAUGGGCACCUUUCCCCCUCAUCGUCCUUACGACUGUGCCAUAGAACUCCUACCUGGCGCCACACCUCCCCCGGGUCGUCUGUACUCCCUCUCGAUCCCUGAAGCAGCAGUCAAGGACAAUUACAUCCUGGAGUUGCUUGACGCAGGUUUCAUUCGCCCCUCUACAUCCCCUGCUUGUGCAGGCUUCUUCUUUAUGGGUAAGAUGGCUGGAGGCCUGCAUCCAUGCAUCAACUACAGAGGGCUGAACCAGAUUAUGAUCAAGAAUUGUUACCCCCUACCCCUGAUGUCCUCCGCAGUGGAGUUGGUCCAAGGGGCCCAAUUCUUCAACAAACUGGACCMCCGUAGCGCUUACAAUCUGUGGAAUGAGGAGGACAAGAAACUGCACCCAUGCACCUUUGUCUCCAAGCGGUUCUCGCCAGCGGAACACAACUACAAUUCGAAUGUGCAAACUGAGUGGGCCAACCAGGAGCUGGAGAAGUUCCUCCCCUCCUCCCGUUUCCUGAACAAGAGGUGGGGUGUGGGGGUGAAAUCAGCCAAGGUGGGGCUUCCCAGGUCCAUGAGGAUCUGUCCUUCCUUUCAUGUCUCCCGUCUCAAGCUCGUAAGGACCAGUCCAUUCUCUCCCCCCACAUCUGCUCCGCCGCCCCCUCGACUUGUGGAUGGCCUCCCGGCCUACACGGUCCGGCAUCUGUUGGAGGCUCAUCGGYUCCGAGGGACCCUGCAGUACCUGAUCUCCCCCCAGAGUGGGCCGUUGGAGGGAGGUACCCUGCUCACGGUGCAGGGUAGGAACAUGGGGCGCAGGGCUGAMGUAGUGGAGGUCUCCAUCGGGAUGWUCCCAUGUACAAUCAUUCCUGACCAAUACACUGUCUCUGUGGAGCUGGUGUGUGUUACUGGGCAGGCCGUUGAUCCCACAAAGGAUUUCGUCAGAAUUACUGUGAACCAAAAAGCAACGGGGUUGUCCAAAGAGGCCUUCUCAUACUUGGUCCCCAAGCUGCUAUCCAUGGAGCCUAGAAAGGGCUCUCGUUCUGGGGGAACCAGGGUUACAAUCAAGGGGGAGCACCUGGACACUGGCUCCCAGAUCAGAGUCAAGGUCAAUGGUACCCAGGAAUGCACCAUCCUCACUCUAACUGAAGACACCAUUGAGUGCACCAUGCCUGCGGCCCUGCACGCACACACCGAGGCGGUGUCGGUGUGUGUGGAGUUUGAAUACAUACCCUGUCAGCGCUCUGAGCUCCUCACCCAGUACAUUUAUGAGAAGAACCCCAGCAUCAGCUACAUCAAACCCAGACAGAGCUACCUCAGUGGCGGUCGGACCAUCACAGUGACGGGGCAGGGUUUUGACCUGGUUCAGAGCGUCACUAUGGAGGUGCUAGACAUCGGACAGGCGGCCUGUAAGGUGCAGCCUCCCUCCACGAUUACAUGCUCCUCCCCCACCUCUAGCCAAUCUCAGCAGGCCACGGUAGAGUUCUUCCUGAAUGGAGUCCUCUACACGGGAGACAGCCCGGUCUUUUACGGCCCAGGCCAGGAGGAAGAGGAGGAGCCUCACGGAGGUCACUUCCUGUUGGAGUACGUGGAGGACCCUCAAUUCUUCACCGCCAACAAGGAGAAGCUGAUCAAACACCACCCCGGGGAGUCGCUCACGCUCAUCAUCAACAAAGGACCGAGCAAUCUGGAACUGGCGCCGGAGGAAUACUCAGUAAUGAUUGGCUCCUAUCCCUGUGACAUCAGCUUCCAUAACAACCAGCUGUUCCACUGUACCAUCAACGGUUCGCUGGGCUCCAGUGAGGGAGAACUGCCUGUCACAGUGCAGGUGGGUAACUUCCAGAGGAUCAUAGCCAAGGUGCAGCUGGGGGGUAGUGAGCUGGCCAUUGUGGUGUCCAUCGUGGUGUGCUGCGUCCUGCUGCUGCUGUGCACUGUGGGUAAGUGUCUGGGCCGGUGA
This is a messenger RNA of Salvelinus sp. IW2-2015, 2034 nucleotides long. Lineage: Eukaryota; Metazoa; Chordata; Actinopteri; Salmoniformes; Salmonidae. The record is from RefSeq and is a predicted model, not a curated record.